This is a messenger RNA of Linum tenue, 306 nucleotides long. NCBI's taxonomy places the organism in Eukaryota, Viridiplantae, Streptophyta, Magnoliopsida, Malpighiales, Linaceae. The record is from the annotation of a GenBank genome assembly.
CGGAAGUUCACCAUGAGAUGGGUGUCAAAGCAAGGUGCUGUGAUGGGGUCGUUGGUUGAUGGUUUGGAACAUGCCAAGUACACCCUCGAAAGUGCGCCAACCAUGGAUGAGCGGAAGACUAAUUGGUUGACCCGACUUAUGAACAACCUCCUGAGUUGUACCAGAGAGCAAAGGAGGGAUGUCGUGGCCUAUCCUCCCGUUCCUGCCCCGGCACGACCCUCAUUCCGUGAUGAUGCACCCAUUGUGCCCCCGGUUGAGCCCCCACGAAGGAGCAAACGCAGGCCUCUACCUACAUUCGAUGAGGUG